Messenger RNA from Rhipicephalus microplus (southern cattle tick), 979 nucleotides. Its product is annotated as serine/threonine-protein phosphatase 4 regulatory subunit 4. Gene Ontology annotation, molecular function: protein phosphatase regulator activity. Gene Ontology annotation, cellular component: protein serine/threonine phosphatase complex; cytosol. Lineage: Eukaryota; Metazoa; Arthropoda; Arachnida; Ixodida; Ixodidae. The record is from RefSeq and is a predicted model, not a curated record.
AUGGCACAGGAAAAACAACUUGUGGAGCUGGUCUCUGCCGUGGAGGCUUGCGUUGCACGAGCGGGCCUCAAGUGGCGUCGUGAAGCGGCCGUGUGGAGUGCCAUAGGCUGCCUGGCCGGCCCGCUGCUUCCGACUUUCCUAGAGAGACGAAUCACAGAGUGCCUGCUGCGGCGGACUCAGGCGUCUGGGCCGCUACCAUGUCGACUAGCGGCCGUCCAGAGUUUGGUGGCUUUCCUGCGGUCUAGCGACAACGGUCGAGAGCGGCUGCUGACAGACGUCACUCGAGAUUUGGCGGAGGCAAGAAGCAGUCGCAGUCGACUCAUGUUUGUGCAGCUCUGCGCACACGUCCAGGAUAGCGAACUGCUGGAAAAGUGGCAGCUGGCGCAACGUCUGAGUCGUCUGGCUGCUGAUGAUCCGGUGGAAAAUGUACGGCGUCAAGCUAGUCGCUGCAUGGAGCAACUGGAACCCGGGUUGAAAGCAGUGCCACAGUCGGCCACCUCGAAGGCACGCUCGGUUGGCACUAGCAGACUAAAGACCAUGGCCCUCAGUGUACUCAAGGGUACUUCAAUGGAGCACCUACCUUCUUCAAAAGUGCCCAUUAGUGCACGGCGUUGGCCACCCGGUCCAACAGAGAAACAAGAAAGCCGCACUUGGCCGCGCCUAAGCAAAGCUAGAGUAGCACAGUCUCCAGGAAGGCCGACUGAAAAAAGCCCGUCACCUAGUCGCAUUCCAGUUCUGGGAUCUGCUUACAGGAACAAGAGACAGUCCAUGGAGCUCGUUGGAAAACCAGUUUCAAACUGAACCAGUAAACUUGUUCAAUGAGUUGUCCGGUGACAGAUUUUGCAGCCAAUUUCAUGGGGCUGCGUUACACUACGCUCAGACUGGUUAAUUGUGACUGAAGUGGACGCAACGGCAAAGACUUUUCUUCUGCACUCCUUCAUGUGUCUUUCUUGAUGUUUUAUAAGACAUGUCAUUGACA